UCUGUAUCUGUAGACCUGAAUGUUGAUCCUUCUCUCCAAAUUGAUAUACCUGAUGCUCUAAGUGAAAAGGACAGAGUGAAGUUCACUGUGCAUACUAAGAUACCUCCAGCACCUUCAAAGCCUGACUUUGAUGGUCCCAGAGAGAAGAUGCAGAAGCUAGGGGAAGGAGAAAUGUCUAUGACAAAAGAAGAGUUUGCCAAAAUGAAGCAAGAGCUAGAAGCUGAAUACCUCGCUGUCUUCAAGAAGACUGUAUCAUCACAUGAAAUCUUCCUUCAGCGGAUUUCUUCUCAUCCUGUGCUCAGCAAAGAUCGCAAUUUUCAUGUUUUCUUGGAGUAUGACCAGGAUUUGAGUGUUCGGAGGAAAAACACAAAAGAGAUGUUUGGUGGCUUUUUAAAAAGUAUGGUAAAGAGUGCUGAUGAAGUCCUCUUUUCUGGAGUCAAGGAAGUAGAAGACUUUUUUGAGCAAGAGAAGACUUUUCUUGUAAACUACUACAACAGAAUCAAGGAUGCAUGUGCAAAAGCAGAUAAGAUGACACGAUCUCAUAAAAAUGUUGCAGAUGACUAUAUUUAUACUUCAGCUUGCUUGAACAGCCUGGCAUUAGAAGAACCUACAGUUAUCAAAAAGUACUUGUUGAAAGUUGCUGAGCUCUUUGAGAAACUCAGGAAGGUAGAGAGUAGAGUUUCAUCUGAUGAAGACUUAAAGCUCUCUGAACUAUUGAGAUACUACAUGCUCAAUAUAGAAGCUGCUAAGGAUCUUCUGUACAGACGUACAAGGGCUCUUGUUGACUAUGAAAACUCAAACAAAGCUCUAGAUAAAGCCAGACUAAAGAGCAAAGAUGUCAGGCUGGCUGAGGCACAUCAACAGGAUUGUUGUCAGAAGUUUGAAAAGAUUUCAGAAUCUGCAAAACAAGAACUGUUGAGCUUCAAACAGAAGAGAAUAGCAGCGUUCCGCAAAAACCUAAUUGAAAUGGCAGAACUGGAAAUAAAACACGCAAAGAACAAUGUCUCUCUCCUGCAAAGCUGUAUUGACUUGUUCAAGAACUAAGACGCCUUAUUCUGAAAAUGUGAAAAAAGCAUCAAUUGCACUCAAUGGCCAGGGGCAACUUAUUGGCUUGACUUCAUUAGCUUAAAAUAAAUAUUGUCACUGAGAUUCUGUUUGACUAAUACAUAAAUAUGUCGAUAGUGAUACAUUGACUUUCUUGGUAUAAAUGAGAGCCAAAUUGUGUAUGAAUUGUUUGGAUGUAGCUAACAUCCUGUUGGCUGAUAACUCAAAAUGGGUCACAUGUAAGAAAUCGGUUUGCUGUUGACUGACUUCAUCUAGCAGAAAAUGUUUUCUGAGAAGAACUCCUAUUUUGCAGGAUCAUAAAAGUAAUCUGUCUCUUCAUAGCCCUGAUAUAUUUAAAACUUGCAAGUGGGAGUGACUUAUAUAAGUAUAAUAAUUUUAUAAAGUAAAUAUCUUAACAUUCCACUUCCCAGACAGAUUUAUACUACAAUAUAUUUUGAAUUUCUAUAACUGCGUUCAGUAUUUGUACACUGGGGCAAUACGGCAAAUAAAGAUGUCUGA
This is a messenger RNA of Antrostomus carolinensis (chuck-will's-widow), 1563 nucleotides long. It is a transcript of the gene SNX5, whose product is annotated as sorting nexin 5. Gene Ontology annotation, cellular component: endosome. The transcript is spliced from 11 exons. Gene Ontology annotation, molecular function: phosphatidylinositol binding; dynactin binding. Gene Ontology annotation, biological process: retrograde transport, endosome to Golgi; intracellular protein transport; pinocytosis. The record is from RefSeq and is a predicted model, not a curated record. Bases 148 to 1044 code for a protein of 298 amino acids. NCBI's taxonomy places the organism in Eukaryota, Metazoa, Chordata, Aves, Caprimulgiformes, Caprimulgidae.